This is a messenger RNA of Penicillium nucicola, 2520 nucleotides long. Its product is annotated as glycosyltransferase. Gene Ontology annotation, molecular function: hexosyltransferase activity; UDP-glycosyltransferase activity. The transcript is spliced from 5 exons. The record is from RefSeq and is a predicted model, not a curated record. Gene Ontology annotation, biological process: carbohydrate metabolic process. Lineage: Eukaryota; Fungi; Ascomycota; Eurotiomycetes; Eurotiales; Aspergillaceae. The coding region runs from base 1 to 2520 and encodes 839 amino acids.
AUGACCAACGCGAGACAAACCGCGACAUCAGUUGAUAAUGACGACCCUCCCCCGCGAUACAACGCUUAUUGGGGUGCAGAAGAUAGACAAGCUAGACAUGAGCUGUCUUUGUCUGAGCCGCCAUGCUCCACUGCACCAUUGCCUAGUCUUUUCCUAACCGACGAUGGCCGGGUGGACAUGCGAGUUGGAUCCCGAUUUAGCCGCAACCUGGAAUGGUUGAUGGAUGCCCAGCCCACUGAAGCGGAGUCAUCUCGACCGGCAGCUGCAGCUCCUACAUUAGCAGCUCAAUUUAACCUUGGUCUCAAUAUUGUCAUCCAAGUGGUAGGUAGUCACGGUGACGUACAGCCCUUCGUCGCCCUGGGCGAGGAGUUGCAAAGACAUGGACACCGCGUGCGGUUGGCAACACAUGCCAAAUUCGAAGCAUUUAUCAAGUCUGCUGGACUUGGGUUCUUCCCUAUUGGCGGAGAUCCUGUUGAGCUAAUGUCGUACAUGGUGCGCAACCCGGGAUUAAUUCCGAGCAUGAAGAGUCUGUUGGCGGGCGAUAUUCAACAAAAGCGAGCCUCAAUUGCUCAGAUUCUACAAGGCUGCUGGAGGUCUUGUAUAGAUCCAGAUCCACAUAGCAAAGAGCCUUUUGUCGCAGAUGCUAUCAUUGCAAAUCCGCCAAGCUUUGCCCAUCUGCAUUGCGCACAAGCCCUUGGGAUCCCUGUUCACCUUAUGUUUACCAUGCCCUGGACGGGGACCAGAGCUUUCCAUCAUCCGCUUGCAAACCUGAAGUAUCUUGGAAGCGAUCCUACAAUAGGGAAUUUCAUCUCCUAUUACUUUGUUGAAUGGAUCACUUGGCAAGGGUUAGGCGAUCUGAUCAAUGAAUGGCGACGAAAUACUCUAGAGUUGGAUCCUGUGCCGGUCACGGAGGGUCCAAACCUACUCGAAACUUUGAAAGUUCCCUUUACUUAUUGCUGGUCCCCAGGAUUGGUUCCAAAGCCAGAGGACUGGGGCUCUCAUAUAGUGGCUUAUGAGCCACCGGCAGAGCUCGAUGCAUUUCUGCGUGCAGGACCAUCACCCAUUUACAUCGGAUUUGGCAGCAUAGUCCUCGAGGAUGUGGAGAAAACCACCUCAAUUCUCCUGGAUGCAAUUCAAAUGACAGGAGUGCGUGCUAUAAUCUCUGGGGGUUGGAGUGGGCUUCAUGGGCGAGACACUCCUAAUGUCCACUACAUUCGGGACUGCCCACAUGAGUGGCUAUUCAAGCAUGUCGCCGCCGUCGUUCAUCACGGCGGUGCGGGUACUACGGCAUGUGGUCUACGGAAUAGCAAGCCUACUAUUAUUAUUCCGUUCUUUGGAGAUCAACCAUUUUGGGGCAACAUGGUCGCUGCUGCUGGGGCUGGGCCGGAGCCUAUCCCCUAUAAGAGCCUGACAGUGCAGAGACUAGCAGACGCAAUUUCUUAUUGCUUCACCCCGCAUGCUGUUAGCGUAGCUCAGUCGAUUGCGGAUAGAAUCCAACAGGAAUCCGGUGUCCGUGCAGCAGUAGAUUCGUUCUAUGCACAUCUGCCACAGAAGAUGAUGCAAUGCGACCUCAUUCCGGGGCAAGUUGCAGUUUGGAAACUAAAGAAAGGAAACCAGACACUCAAACUUUCGAAUUGCGCCGCAUUUGCUUUGAAUAGCCAAGGGCGAUUUCAAAAGAAACAUCUCCGAAGAUAUCAGAGCAAGCCUUUCACGAUCGAAACUCAAUGCUGGGACCCAUUUACGGCCGUCUCAUUAGCUUCACUGUCAACUUUCAGCGGUAUGGCCGAUGCCACAGCUGGCAUCUUCAUCGACCCUUACAAAGAGUAUAAAUAUCUUCGAUCAAUUCGAAACUCGAGCCUUUCCGGCCCGACCGAGGUGGCUUCUACAACAGCCAUUGCAGCGUCGACAAAUCAUCUUGAUGUCAAUGUGGACCCGGAUCAUCCUCCGAAUGAUCCUGAAUACGCUAAACGGAUGGCACUAGCCUCGGCAAUCAGUCUGGGGAGAUUUCUCGGCCGAUCUUCACGCGGUAUGUUCAUCGACCUGCCACUAGCAGCAACAGAAGGGAUGCUGGCCAUCCCCAGGCUUUACGAUGCUCGAACACGGGAACAUGCUCCUGUGCGAGGAUGGAAAAGCGGUGCAGCCGUGGGGUGGUCGACCUUCAGCCAUGGUCUGUAUGAAGGCUUUACGGACAUCUUCGUGCACACCUACCAUGGCAAGAAGAAAGAAGGGCCGUUUGGAGUAGCCAAGGGAUUGAUGAAGGGGCUCACCAGUUUGACGGUCAAAACCGGAGCCGCUACGAUCGGCCUUGUCGCUUAUCCAAAUCAGGGCAUGUAUCGUUCUCUUCGAGCCCAUUUGAGAACCGAAAUUACUAAAAUAAUUGUGGAGGCCAGAUGGGUUGAGGGAGAAUGGCGUAUGAAUGAGGAGGCUGUGACUGUUGACGUGGACGUGUUACUAUCUGCCUUUGAUGAUCUGUUGGUGACCCGAGACAAAGCACGCCGAGCACGCUGGAUGUUGGGCUAA